GUGGGCAGUACUGAGGGAGUUAGUUCAUACAAUACUACUGAGACAGCUACAGCUUAGCAGAAAGAUACGGUGAACCGCCUCUCCCGGCUCCUGUAAGUGAUGCUACAUUGGUGGCACAAUUUUUUUUCCCCAACUCGUUUUGGGCGGACUGUGCGCACACUGUGCCCGCUCGCCGCUCUCCAUCGCGCUCUGAGCGUGUACACGUCUCGACUUCAUCAAAAAAGUGAAAAAAAAAAAUACAUUCAGUAAUCAGUUUUCUUGCCAUGAUGCACGUUUUUGUACACUUGGAUUGAGCUUUUUUUGCGCGCGCCUCGGUCACCAAACCACAGCACACGUUGCACUGUAGUCCGAUGCCGGUGAUGUUCAACAUCCACAGAGCAAGGUAGGAUGAUGAUGGUUUAUAAUGCGGGUAGUAAGUUAGAAACCGGGACUCACGACGUUGUGUAAACGGAGCUUGGACCAAUGCGCAUCUCCGCCGUCGGAUCACACAGUUCCCCAACUCCAGCACAAGAGGAAUUAUCAGCACAUCGCUUUAAAACAAAGUUAUUUGCUUACACUUUUUCUUUUUCUUUCCGCUGAACAUCCAGGACUGAGAAUGGUGUCACAUGGAUAAGUUUUGGUAGUGGAUUUCGUCGUCUUCAUCGCGUUUUGCUCUGUGGACGUGGAUCCCCUCCUCAUUCACUCCACUUCAUGGAACUUCAUCUGGUAGAUCAAUGAUGACGCGACGUGACCGGACUUGCGAUUGAUUUGUCUUCAAAUUCGAGUGGAAAAGGAUCACCGCCACUGGAACGUGAACCCCCCAUUCCCCUCCACCCCUCCACUCUUUGAGUAUGGACUUAGUGAGCCCGGCCCAUGUGCUGCUGGUCUUGGUGUCCAGCCUGGUGUUGGCAUGCCUGGCCCAGGAGAAGGACUACACUGUGAAGGAGGAGCAGCCCGAGAACGUCCGCAUCGGGAACCUGCGGCGGGACCUCGACCUCAACCUGGACCCGGCCGUGCGGCUCUCCUCCCCGCUGCAGUUCAAGCCCGUGUACAAGACGGGCGACGUGCCGCUGGUGCGCGUGGAGGCCAACACGGGCGAGAUCUUCACCACCAACCACCGCAUCGACCGCGAGAAGCUGUGCUCGGGCGUGUUCGCCGAGAAGCGCUGCUACUACGAGAUCGAGGUGGCCGUGCUGCCCGAUGAGAUCUUCCGCCUGGUGAAGAUCCGCUUCCUGAUCGAGGACGUGAACGACAACGCGCCGCUCUUCCAGUCCACCGUCAUCAACAUCUCCAUCCCCGAGAACACGGCCAUCAACACUCGCUACCCGGUGCCCUCGGCCUUCGACCCCGACGUGGGCCUCAAUGGGAUCCAGCACUACGAGCUGGUCAAGAGCGUGAGUGAGUUUGGCCUUGACAUCAUCGAGACCCCUGAAGGCGAUAAGUGGCCCCAGCUCAUCGUUCAGCAGAACCUGGACCGCGAGCAGAAGGACACCUUCGUCAUGAAGAUCAAGGUGGAAGACGGUGGCAACCCUCCAAAGUCCAGCACCGCAAUCCUCCAGGUCACCAUCUCUGACGUCAACGACAACCGGCCCAUCUUCAAGGACAGCGAGCUGGAGGUCAACAUCCCGGAGAACGCGCCCAUCGGGACAUCCGUGGCACAGCUCCACGCCACCGACGCCGACCUGGGCUCCAACGCCCAGAUCCACUUCUCUUUCAGCAACCAGAUGUCUGCGGCCACCAAACGCCACUUUGCCAUCGACGGCUCCUCGGGUAUGGUCACCGUCAAGCAGCCAUUGGACCGUGAGGUGACGCCGGUCCACAAGCUGAUUGUUCUCGCCAGCGAUGGCAGCUCCACCCCCUCAAGAUCCACGGUGACUGUAAACGUAACGGAUGUUAACGACAAUGUGCCCUCGAUAGACAUCCGCUACAUAAUUAACCAGGUUAAUGGGACCAUUGUGCUGUCUGAAAAUGCUCCUCUCAACAACAAAAUAGCCCUCAUUACAGUCACAGACAAGGACGCAGAUCUUUACGGCAAAGUAGCCUGUUACACUGACCACGAUGUCCCUUUUCGGUUGAAACCAGUCUUUAAUGACCAGUUCUUACUGGAAACGGCAGCCCCACUAGACUACGAGACAACACGGGAAUAUGCAAUUAGGAUAGUUGCCUCGGAUAGAGGAACGCCGCCACUGAACACUUCAGCCAUGGUUCUAAUUAAAAUCAAGGAUGAGAAUGACAAUGCACCUAUCUUCCCCCAACCGGAGAUCCAACUUUCCAUACCGGAGAACAAUGACCCAUCAACACAGUUAAUAAAAAUCAGUGCCACCGACGCUGACAGUGGGCAUAAUGCUGAGAUUAUUUAUACUCUUGGCCCCGAUGCGCCUGACGGGUUUAACAUAGACAGACGAACUGGGAUCCUCUCCGUUGGCAAGCGGCUUGACAGAGAGAAGCAGGAGAGGUACUCGUUCACUGUGGUGGCACGGGACAAUGGCUCCACGUCUCUGCAGAGCAAUGUCACAGUCAGGCUAAUCGUGCAAGACCUCAAUGACAACAGCCCUGCGUUCACACACCCCGAGUACAACUUCUAUGUGCCCGAGAACCUGCCUCUCUACGGAACCGUCGGCUUAAUCACAGUCACGGACGCGGAUGCGGGGGAUAAUGCUGUUAUAACCUUGUCCAUUUUGAAUGGGAAAGAUAACUUCCUCAUCGACCCUGUAACCAGCGUGAUCAAACCCAACAUCACAUUCGACAGGGAACAGCAAAGCUCUUACACAUUUAUGGUGAAGGCAGUCGAUGGUGGCCAGCCGCCCACCACCUCCUAUGCCAAGGUCACGAUCAAUGUGGUGGAUGUGAAUGACAAUCGCCCCGUUUUUGUCAUCCCUUCCUCCAAUUACUCCUAUGACCUUGUCCAGACUUCAACCAACCCCGGUGCAGUGGUCACCAGAGUGUUUGCCAUUGACAAUGACACAGGUAUGAAUGCUGAGCUUCAUUACAGCAUUAUCAGCAGCAUCAUCAUAACCUCCAGGGUCUCCCCUAGGGGCCUCUUUGCCAUAGACAAGGCUACAGGGAAUAUCACCCUACAGGAGAAAAUAGUGGCAGCUGAUCACGGGCUGCAUAGGCUUGUGAUUAGGGUCAAAGACCUGGGCCAGCCUGAGUCCUUUCACGCCAUCGCACUCAUUCACCUGUUUGUAAACGACACUGUCUCUAAUGCCACCUAUAUUCAAGAGCAGCUACGGAAAAGUAUGGAGACACCUUUGGACCGUAACGUUGGAGACAAUGAAGUGACGCCCCAAGCCAGUGGAUACGUGAUCGUUGUCAUAGCGAUAAUCGCCGGAACCAUGACUGUCAUCCUGGUGAUAUUUGUGACGGCCUUGGUGCGCUGCCGGCAGACGCCGAGGCACAAAGUCGUCCAGAAGGGGAAGCAGAGCGGAGAGUGGGUGUCGCCGAACCAGGAGAACCGGCAGAUAAAGAAGAAGAAGAAGAAAAAGAAGCGGUCCCCCAAGAGCCUGCUGCUGAACUUUGUGACCAUCGAUGAAUCCAAGCCUGAUGACCCCACCCACGAGCACAUUAACGGCACGUUGGACCUCCCUGUGGAGCUGGAGGAGCAGACCAUGGGGAAGUAUAACUGGGCCACGACGCCCACCACCUUCAAACCUGACAGCCCAGACUUAGCCAAGCAUUACAAGUCUGCGUCCCCCCAGCCCACCUUUCAAAUCAAACCAGAGACACCGGUGGCCCCAAAGAAACACCACGUAAUCCAGGAGCUCCCCUUGGACAACACGUUCGUGGUGGGCUGUGACUCACUCUCCAAGUGCUCCUCGACUAGCUCCGACCCGUACAGUGUCUCAGAGUGCAGCUGUCAGGGGGGAUUCAAGACUGCAGGGCAGAUCACCACUCGACAGAAUCCCAACCAGACGUCGGAGACAGGCUUCAAUUCGUCAUCCCCAAUCUGUCCUCAUAAGGAGGCCUGUCAACUUGGCAAGAUGGCGUCUGUAAAUAUUCAGCGCCGGGUGACGUUCCACCUGCCAGACGGGUCCCAGGAGAGCUGCAGCGACAGCGGGCUGGGGGACCAGGAGCCCAGCAGCACGGCCAGCAGCGCCACCCAGCCGCUGCCCCUGGGCUUCCCCCAGGACCCCUACUACGAGCAGGCCUCCCCCAGCAGCCGCACCGAGGGAGACGGCAACUCAGACCCCGAAUCCACUGUGGAGGUGAACCUGCAGAAGGCCCUGGCGGAGGCGUCUGAGAACUGCACCCAGGAGUGUCUGAUCCUGGGCCACUCCGACAGCUGCUGGAUGCCCCCGGCCCUGGCCCACUUCCAAUCCCCCGGGAACAGCAGCACCAGCCUCGCAUCCACCCCCCCCAGCGCCACCAGCCACUCAACCAGCGCCACCAGUACCCAUACAACCUCCACCGUCGCCGCCAUCAACACCACCCAGGGCACCCAGUCCGGCACCCUGCCCUCCUUCGGCUUCCAGAGCUGGUCCCGGGGGGGCAAGGAUAGCCUGAGCGGCAUGGGGGUGCUGAUGGACGGCCGGCACACGCUGGGCCGCUCGGUGCCCCGCAAGGAGGAGCAGGACAAGGGCCUGGGGGGGGCACGGUUCUACAGCACCCUGGACCGGCACCACAGUAAGAAGGAGGAGCCAGUGAAGGUCAUCCCGCUGGCCAGCUUCUCCUCCUCCGGCCAGCAGCAGCACGGCUGCGGCGGUGGCAGUGGGAACUUCUUGCACGAGCACCAGCUUUAAGCCCCUCCCCUCCUGUGUAUAGUGGGGCGCCCCCCUUACUGCCCCCCCCCUCACUGGGGCCCCCCUCACUUUGGCCCUCCAUACUGGGGCCCCCCUCACUGGCGUCCUCCUCACUGGGGCCCCCCUCACUGGCGUCCUCCUCACAUGGGCCCCCCUCACUUCGGCCCUCCAUACUGGGGCCCCCCUCACUGGCGUCCUCCUCACUGGGGCCCUCCUCACUGAGGCCUCCUCAAUGGGGCCCCCCUCACUGCUCGGGACUCCAGCAGACUGUGAUCAAUGAAGAGUGUCGGCGGAUCAUUUGACUAACUGUUCAGCAUCGUCGGUAAACUGAGAGCGUCUAACACAUCAGAUUUCAGUCGAGAUCAUGUUCAGCAGAUAUAUACAUACACAGUAUGUAUGUAUAUAUAUAUAUAUAUAUGGAAUAAGAAAAAAAAAUUAACUACUGUCGACCUCUCCUCAGGAACGGUCUUCACAUUGCAGAUCUAAGGAUCAUAUAUGGUAGUUCUAUACCAAAGUAUUAUCAUCACGGUAAAAAAAGAGAGAAAUGUUGCUGCCUUUUUCUGACGUCAGAUUUGAUAUUGAUGAAAGGGCACAGUGCGUGACAAGUUCAGCCGAACUGUAUCUUAGAGGACAUUUUAUUGGACGUGAACGGCAUAUUGUGCUAAAAUGGGGCUUAAUGUUGUUGUUUUGGGUGAGUGCUGGUUGCUUUAUCUUUAAGUUCUAGUGAAGUAUCGGCUUGUAGCUUACGACAUGCGGAGCAGCUGCCUGCAUGUUUUGGUAGAGGAUGUCGCUUGUGUUGCGCCCCAAUGUGUUUCACGGGUUUCUAUUUUGGUCAGAGGACUAUAGGAAGAAGGAUAACGGGGAAAGAAGUCUACAGUGCGGAACUAGGCCAACGGAAAGUAGAGCUGGUAAUCUGAGGCAUUCUAUGUUAGGAGUAUGUUUUACAGUCUGUUUGAGAGUUAACCACAGACACACACACACAAACGCACACACACACACUCACGCCUGCAUGCACAAACAUAUGUUGCAACACACGCACAAACACACACACACACACACACACACACACACACAUACACACAAAAAUACACACACGCACAAACACAUAGGCACACGAAGACACGUAUACACACACACAAACACAUUAUAAACACACACAAGAUGUUUCCCUUAUGCUGGUUGUUGAGACUCUGCCGCCUCUAUUAUGAACGUGCUCAUUCCCAGCAUUACCUCAUUAGCUUAGCCUUGAAAGGCGCAGACAGAUGCGCUUCGGAAGCUAACCAUUGGUCUCCUUUUUUAUUCUAUCUCGCACAUUCUCGAUUUGGAAAAUAUCACUGUAUUAGGUGCCAUGGAGCCAAUUACGAAAUUCUUGCGAUGUUGUAAUUACUUUGAUGUGUGAGCCUGGUCGCGUUCGGCAUUGUGUUCAGGGAGGCUGUAGUCGGUUCCAUAGGCAAGAAGCAGCUUCUCUUGGUAAGGAAUGGCUGAAAAAAACUCACAGAAUAGCAGGGGUUCUUAUUCAUAUUGUAUCCACCGAAACCUCCACAUCAUCAUUAAGCAUUCUGAUAACCUUCACAUUAAUUAUAAUUGAGAAUCUGGCUUUUUCAUUUAUUUUUAUUUAUUUAACGUAUUUUCUCUCUCUCUCUCUCUCUCUCUCUCUCUCUCUCUCUCUCUCUCUCUCUCUCUCUCUCUCUCUCUCUCUCUUUACUAAUCAGCUUCUCCAUUUUUGUCAACGCUAGCUGAGCAACAGCGGGUCAUAACGGAGGCGCCUGCAAGAAUUCUUCUUAGGCUCCCUGCUUAUAACUGCAUGUCGAUUAUUUUAAUGCCGCAGUCAUAAUAACAACAGGCAAUGGCGCUAUUUUUUAGGAUCUCUCUGUGGGCUGCUUGACAUCGCUGCAUCACCACCUCUGUAUUCACCAUUUAUGUAUAAUUCAACAAAAUAGCCUUUUUGGUUCAGAUGGGGCGGCCAUGUUAUUUUUCUUUAUAUGGGGCUCAAUGGCUUUGCGGCAACAAUUUCCCAUUUGUAUAAAAUAGGACACACAGUCCUUCUCAAGUUUUAUUGUAGUCCUAGGUGGCUAGCUAGUCUAAUGUUGCAUGGAAUUCAAGUGGACUCCCCCUGUCCCUGCUGACAUGCAUAUGGCUUAUUUUCUGUACGGAUUUUCAUUGCCGAUAUCUAUAAUGCAAAGUGCACGGGGGAAAAUGCAUGCACUCUCUUAGCUGCCCCAUCUCUUAAUGCUAACGCUCUCUAGAUCAGUCAAAGGGGCAUUGUUGUCAAGGACAAGUCAGGGAAGCCAAUUUAAUUUCAUUCAAAGUCAAUUAUGAAAAUUGAAAAAGUAAACUUAAACUCAAAGCAAAAAUAAAAUGUCAUUAUUCAUUGUAAGAUUAUGAAAUACAAAACAUCAUUGGGCGAUUCAUUUUAUUGAAUUGUAUUUCUUACUUUCGCAUUGUUUAUUUUUAUUCAUAAGAGCACGCAUAAAUUCUUGAUGUCUUUUUUCGACUUUAGAUUUCUGACCAAUACAGAAAUACAAAACCAGAUGCUCUGGAUGCGUGUUUCAGAAUUAGUUACAGAAAAGCUUCUCUCUCUCUAUCUCUCUCUCUCUCUUUCUCUCUCUCUCUCUCUCUCUCUCUCUCUCUCUCUCUCUCUCUCUCUCUCUCUCUCUCUCUCUCUCUCUCUCUCUCUCUCUCUCUCUCUCAGUUUUUUUAUUGUCUAUACUGGCAUUUCAACAAAACGAAGAGGUUGCCAUGUAGCUAACAGUAGUUAAGUACUCCCAUGGGUCGAUGUCAGACAUUGUAGGCUUACUCUACGUAAUCUAAAGUAUUCUAAACUACAAAUUCCUCUUAUGUCAAAAUAAAACGUACCUCCAAAUAAAACUUAUUUCGAGAUGUGCUAAAAAAGGAAACUAUGAAAAUGAUAAAAAGAUGUCAUGGCAAACGGAGGCACAUAUUGGCAGUUUGUAGAUGUGUGCGUAUUUAAUAAAUUUUGAUUGAACCGGUUGGGGUUUUAGGGUUAACAUUUUUUUCAUCUUUGUUGAUUGAUAUGAUUCAAUUUCAUUCCAACUUGUAAACAUGCAAUAUGUUAUAAGGUUAUCCGCAUUAGACGGUCCCUACGAUGUGAUCGUGUCUGAAACACUCAAUGGAACGAGAAGAGAAUCAUCGCCAUUUUUGAACGGCAAAAUUCUAUCUACGUUUUAUCAGUUUGCAUGAAUAAGCACCUGUUGUCAUGUCUUCAUUGUUUAUACGGUCCCAUUUAAAUCGAUAUAAAACUAUAGAAAUAAUGACAACUCAAAUGUCCAGACCUCCUGAAGGUUGUUUCUUAAAAAAAAAUUGUUUGGUUUGGUAAUGAACUGAAAAAAUAACUCAACUGUUCCUCAAUCACUGUGUGUCAUGAGGAAAUAGCACCAUGUGGUCUGGACUUCGUUCUCUUUGAGCACUUGAACUCUUGUACUUAAAGAUCAUUACCUUGUUAGAAACUCCCCACACUGCUGGUGUUUAAACGCUUGAAACUCUCUUGUCUUGUCUGUCUUAUUCUAGUCAAAGGGAAAAGCAGAAAUGCAACACAUUGUACACGUUAAUGUUUGUGAAGGGUACGCUUCAAAAAAUGCCUCCACGUACAUGAGAAUAUUCCUCUCCGGAGGUGAUUGAACCUUCAUCUUACACUGUACAUAGCGGCACCUCGAACACCCGGCACAAAACGUCCGGAAAGUAUUCGGAAUGACUGAAGUGAGAGAGGAGUAGCUCCGUCAAAACAAGACAGACAGGAAAGGUUGAGACAAAGAUCUCUGAUGUUGAUGUUAAUGGAUACGUAUGCAUAUUAUUAGGAGAGAGUGUGUGUGUGUGUGUGUGUGUGUGUGUGUGUGUGUGUGUGUGUGUGCGUGCGUGCGUGCGUGCGUGCGUGCGUGCGUGCGUGCGUGCGUGCGUGCGUGCGUGCGUGUGUGUGUACGUGUGCUUCUGUGUGUCUGUUUUUGCUUGGGAUUGCCACUCUUAUUACCUUUAGUGUGGGUGCACAGGUGUAUGUAUACUGGCAUGCACCUUCCCACCCAAAUACUUUCUGUACACACAUGUAUCUUGUACAAAAACAGACUGAUAUAAAACGUGCUAUAUAAGAUGUAAGUAAAUGCCUGUAAAUUAGUCAUCAGUGAGUGUGUGUCAAGGGUUGCUUUGGAGAGGAGCUCGGACUGCUUGCCAGUGAUUCUGUAUCAGUAGGUUAAAGCUAUACAGUAUGUGUUGUCAUGCCUUUGUAAGAUAUCUCAUUCAAAACGCAGAAAAAAAUGACAUUCAAUAUGGUGAAAUGAUUUUUCUUGUUAUUGAAGUUUACUUGAGCCAUUAAAUAUUGA
Messenger RNA from Gadus morhua (Atlantic cod), 9049 nucleotides. RefSeq names its product protocadherin 11 (gene pcdh11). The transcript is spliced from 7 exons. The record is from RefSeq and is a predicted model, not a curated record. Gene Ontology annotation, cellular component: plasma membrane. Bases 831 to 4718 code for a protein of 1295 amino acids. Gene Ontology annotation, biological process: homophilic cell-cell adhesion. Gene Ontology annotation, molecular function: calcium ion binding. Lineage: Eukaryota; Metazoa; Chordata; Actinopteri; Gadiformes; Gadidae.